Molecule: messenger RNA, 1491 nt
Organism: Penicillium manginii
Lineage: Eukaryota; Fungi; Ascomycota; Eurotiomycetes; Eurotiales; Aspergillaceae
Product: aldehyde dehydrogenase
Exons: 3
Coding region: 1-1491 (496 amino acids)
Molecular function (GO): oxidoreductase activity, acting on the aldehyde or oxo group of donors, NAD or NADP as acceptor
Source: RefSeq, a predicted model, not a curated record
AUGGACUUUAUUUCGCAGCUGUGGGAAAUCGAUAGCCCGGAAAGCGCCCGGGAUUACUUGACAAAUCUUGCAGGAGAGCCAAUUCGAGUACAAAACUUUAUCAACAAUGAGUUUCAAGACCAUUCCAAAGCGAACGGCUGGAUAGACUCAUUCGAUCCUCGAUCUGGAAAGCCCCUCGCUCAAGUUCCACGCAGCACCACUUCCGAGGUGGACCUUGCUGUGGACGCAGCCUCCCAGGCAUUUCAGUCCUGGUCCAAGAUUUCUCGGCAAGAGAGAUCUAAUAUUUUGCUGCGCAUUGCAUCUGUGAUUUGCAGAAAAAAGGAGGUAUUUGCGACGUGGGAAAGCAUUGACCAAGGGAAACCCCUGGCUAGAGCUAGGGUUGAGAUAGAACGUGCAAUUUCCAACUUCCGAUACUUCGCGACGUAUAUUUUACACGAUGAGGGAACUGUCCGGUUUAUUGACGGACAGCCAAGUACCCUAACAUACGAGCACCGGUCACCUGUGGGAGUCUUUGGACUCAUUUCGCCGUGGAACAUGCCUCUAUAUCUCCUCACAUGGAAGAUUGCUCCCUGCAUCGCGUUUGGAUGCACUGGAGUAGCUAAGCCCAGUGAAGUCACAAGCAUUUCCGCAUUUUCCCUCCGACAGGCAGAUCUGCCUCCUGGAGUCAUGAAUAUCAUAUUCGGAGACGGGCCCGGUGCAGGCUCGGCACUCGUCCAGUGUCCUCGCGUGCGAGGAAUUUCAUUCACUGGUGGGACUAGUACUGGUAUUCAAAUUCGGCGAGAGACUGUUACUGAUAUCGGCAAACACGUCUCGCUAGAGCUUGGUGGGAAGAAUCCGACGUUAAUUUUCGACGACGUCGAUUUGGACCAAGCCGUGCCCGUGGCCGCAUCAGCUGCAUUCGAGAAUAGUGGCCAAAUUUGUUUGUGUGGUUCGCGAAUAUACGUACAAAGCAGCAUCAUGAACAGAUUUUUAUCUGUAUUCGUGGAAUAUGUGAAGAAGAAUUAUCAACUUGGACAGACUAUUGGACCUGUUGUUUCGCGAGAGCAUUAUUCUAAGGUCAGGUCCUAUUUGGACCAAGCGCAAGAAGAAGGAGCAAGCUUCUUCACCGGCGUGGUUCCGGAAGCAGAGCCUGCGCAUGGCUACUGGAUAGCUCCGACCGUACUUGGUAAUAUUCCUCGUGAUAGUCGGGUGAUGCGCGAGGAGAUUUUCGGACCGGUCGUCUCAAUUUGUUCAUUUGAGACAGAGGAUGAAGCAAUUCAACUGGCGAAUGAUAAUCCAAAUGGCCUUUCUAGCGUUCUUCUGACCCAGGAUGUAUCUCGGAUGCGCCGAGUCGGAGAGCGAAUCGAUGCUGGAUUGGUGUGGGUAAACUGUUGGUUAGUACGGGAGUUGAGCACUGCUUUCGGAGGAAUGAAGUCAUCUGGGGUUGGAAGAGAAGGGGGCACCCAUAGUCGGGAUGUUUUUACUAAUCUCCGCACGAUUCAUGUACGUUGA